Molecule: messenger RNA, 5406 nt
Organism: Heterobilharzia americana
Lineage: Eukaryota; Metazoa; Platyhelminthes; Trematoda; Strigeidida; Schistosomatidae
Source: the annotation of a GenBank genome assembly
AUGGAAUUUAUAUCGAAACCGGUAAUUUCAUGUGCUGGUGAUGAAAAUCUUCUACCAUAUUUUGAAAAUCAUUGUUUAGGCACUUUAGCUAGUCAUCAAGUGACUUGGAAACAUCCAAAGCUUUCAGUGGUACACUCUGUACGCUUAGAAGCAUGCUUUACUAGAUUUCGUGUUGAUCAACUCCAGUCUAAUGUAAAAGUUUUAUCAAGUGGACGACCGAUUCAACCUGUUGGCACAUUUCAACCACUAUUGUAUAUUUAUGUGAUUUCAAGUAAUGUAUCUCAUUAUACAUCACAAGGUGGAAGAAAUAUUGUCGGUAGUUGGUUGGGUCAUUUACGUGCACGAAAUGUGUUUGACUGGUUGAUUGUUAUGGUGAAUUCUGAUCCACAAUAUAAUACACCAAAAAUAUUACAAAAAUCAAAUGUACUCGAUAAAAUCAAAAGUGACUUUAAUGUUCGUACAGGAGAUCGUCAAUUUCUUGAAGUUCCUGCUCCGAAUUCAGUUGACGAACGGUUAUUCAGUGAAUCCUGGAUUCAGUUAACUUAUCUUAUUCGUAAAGCUAUAAUCUCAGCUUGUAUGUCAAUUAUUGUUGAUUAUGAUGUACACUUACAAAUGUUGGCUGAUUCACGUUCAAGUUUUACAUGGGAUUAUUUUGAGUACUUAGACAGAAAGGAAGAAUUAGCACAUAUGUACUUAUUUCUUGGAGGACAUGAACAUGCCUUACAUGAAUACUAUGAGGCAACUGAAUUGCUUUUCAAUUGUAUACAAGACUCAAAGGAUCAAGGAUCUAAGCGUCCGUCUUGGUUGAGUCGAUUGAUACAAGCAUCAUCGUCUUACGAAGCUUCUCGCCAUCUCUGCGAUUAUUCACUAGAUGUGACCAAUACAGAAGUUAAACAAACUGGUCGCUUAAAAUAUCGUAAUGCUACACUAUUUGAACUAAGAAAUUAUCUGUUAUCUCGACAAGCCUCUAUACUGUGUAUAUGUGAUCGUUUGUAUGAAUUUCCUGCAUACACUUACCGUGUCAUUUGUUCUACAUUGAGUGAGAUAAGCAUUUUGAAUAUUCAAACUGAUAGCCUAUUUUAUGCUAUCUGGAUUCUAUGUAUUUGUUUAAAUACAUUGACAAAUAUUCGGUUAGAUUCAAAUCGUUCAAUGGAUGAUAUGAAUAAGUCAAUUAUUGAAAAUAUCAAUUUUAUACAUUUAUCAAAGAGAUUACUUGUUAAUGUUAACAAUAGUCCAGCUUCAUUGAAUCAUUAUUCAUCAACAACACAAUGUAUUCUUCUUGAUGCUAAUAAGGAGUUGAAUCCAACUGUUUGGUAUAUAAGUCAUUUAGUUGAUAAAAUUUAUACACAUUUUCAUUCUUAUCAAAAUCAAAUAUUGAGAAGAUCAUCUAUAGCUCCAUUUAUUUACAAUAAUAAUAAUAAUGGUAUUAUUGGUAAUAAUAACAGUAAUAAUAAUAAUAAUCCUAUUACAACAGAAAUAUCCUCAAAAUUCUCAUCUAAGCAUAAAUCAACAAUGUCCAGAGAUGAAAAAGAUACUUAUUGGACAGAAAGUUAUGCAGUAGAAUUAUGGUUAUGUAUAUUUAAUUAUAUAAAACGAAUUGGUCAAAUGAUUGGUUUAUGGUGUAAAAAGCCGAAUUCAUAUCAUUAUGAAAAACUUUCUCUAUUCAAUAAAAUAAUCACUUCAAAUCUAAACAAACAAUCAGUUAGUAGUAUUUUCAAUAUUUCUUCAGAUUAUCAAAAAAACAAAGAAGAACAAGAAGAAAGUGUUGAUCAAUUAAACUUUCAAGCAAAUAAACAAAAUGAAAUUAUUUAUCAGGAUAAUUCUCUCUUACUUGCACAUUAUCAUUUAAUUCCAUUGUUUAAUUCAUCAAUAAUAUACUCACAAAUAUUCUCUGCAAUCGGUGAAACAUUAAUUGGUUUCUUAAAACUUAUUCAUAAUCCUAGACGAUCAUAUGAAAUUGUAUUUGAUUUAGCAGAUUUUAUGUUUUCACAGGGAGCCUAUGAAUCAGCUUCAUGGUUAUACGAGUCAAUCAUAAACUUUUUCGAUGAAUCUUCAUGGAUCGGUUUGAUAACUAGUGCACGUUUAUGCUUAGCAUGGUGUUUACACUUUCUAUGUAUUGAAAAACAGUAUGAAACUAAAACUGACUGUGAAAUCGCCCGAAAAUAUAUUCAAGUGUGUCUCACUUUAUCAGGUAUCUGUCAACCAGUAUUACAUACUGCCGCUGAUUAUGUGUACAGUAAGAUUCGUUCUUGGUAUCAUGGAUCAGAUAUAAAUGAAAUUCUACGUAUACCAAAGUAUACAGAUACAGUUAAUCCAAAUUAUUGGUGGAUGGAAGCUAUUGAAUUUCGAAAAUCUUUAUCAGCAUUUCAUCAAUCCAUUGUUACUGAUCCAUACGAUAUGUCAUCAUUGUUUUGUUUAAAGUCUGUAGAACUAGAAGGUGUUUGUGAUUGUGGCUAUCAGUUAAUUUAUGCUGUACUAGAAUCGAAUUCAGAGAGACAUUUUAAAGCUUCUGUACACAUUACUGCCUCCGAACCAUCAUAUGUAGAUUGGCAAACAUUAUUAAAUCCAAAUGAAUUUCUACCAUAUCAUGUAAUGAAUAAAACGAAUCAAUCUCUAACAUCACAUUCAGAAAGCCAACUGCACAUCAUUAACUUAACUACCCUACCUUCAUUUUCUAUUACAAACAACAAUCUUAUUGAUAAUGCUAACAGUUCUGUUACUGUUGUCAACAAUGACAAUAAUAAUCAUAAAGUUAGCUUAAGAAGUCAACUGUCUAUUCCAUCUGGUACUGGUAGUCAACUGCAUUUAGAACAAAUCAAUAAGUAUUUAUUGCCAGCUUCAACGACAGUUUCAACAUGUCGAAGUUAUUCUAAUAUACCGGACAGUUCUAAAGAAUACAAAUAUACAACUUUAUCAGUUGUUGGCAAUCCAUUGAAUAAUACAGGAAUAAAUAUUCGAUCAAAAUUUGAUACACGACUAGGUUCACUGUUAAAUGUUGCAGCAUCAUUGGCAAGUAAACCAGCAUGGAGAUCACAGGAUAUUAUGGAGAUGGUGAAUGAUGAACAUAAUGCUGCUGUGUCUAUUAGGGAUACAGAACAAUUUUUACAAAGAAUGGGCAAAACAUCACGAAUUACUUCAGAUGGAUUCAUUGACCCAGUUGUUAGUCGUACACCACAAGUCACAAGACGAUAUUCACUACAUCAAACAAAAAAGCGAUCAUGUUACUCCUUCAGUAUUAAUAGUAAACAUGAUAUAUUUGGUAAUGAAAAUGAUAAAUCAACUGUUGUCUCUACGAAAAAGCCACUAUUUCUCUUAAGAUGUAAAGGAUCUUUUGUACAGAUUAAACCUGGUAGAAAUAAAAUACUUUUCGUAGCUAAUGUGCCAGGAUUCUUAAUUCCUGAAAGACUAUUUAUUAUUUGUUAUGAUGAUAAUGAUAAUGAUGAUGAUUUUGUGACAGCUGAUCAAUACUCAGAUAAGUCAACCAUAAAACAAUCAACAGCAUUGUCAGUUAAUGCUACAGAAGUUCAUUUUGUCUCUGAUAUCGAUAGUGAUCAUUUUGGACCAAAUUGGCGUAAUGUUGAACUGAUGCAAACAUUGUUACCGAAACCUGAAAUUGUUGUAUCAUCGAACAAUUUGGAUAAACUUUAUCCAGUUGUAUUUGGUACAUGUCAACCAAUUCCAGUCCAAUUAAGACUAGGCAAAUUAGGUUUACCAAAUGAUUGUAAAUUGAGCACAAGUUUAUAUCGUAUCCGUCCGAAUUCAAAGUAUCCAAACAAUAAACGAGAAUAUCCUUAUUACAACGCUGCAGUAACAUCAAUCACCAAUUCUAACGAUGAAAAUGAUAUUGCUAACAAUUCCACGUUUACUAAUGGUGUCAGCUUAGGUAAUAUAUCUUAUGCAAAUGACUAUUCAUUGAUUUCAAGUAAACCUGAAAGCGAAGAAAAGAAUACUCAUCCCAACAAUGACAGUAAUGCUCUAAUAAAUCGAGCAAUAUUUAAUCAGUUUAUUCUUGAAGAUGGACCAGCAGAUUUUGUACGAGAUUCUAAUUCAUUCAAGUUACAGCAUAAUUUAUGUAAAAUUAACCAUCCUAUGCCGACAUAUCCACCUGGGUGUUGUUUACAACUAAGCAGACCAUUGUAUCUAUCUGCUGAUUCAUGCAGUGAUCAAUUUGCACUUUCAAUGCCCAGUGGACAUUAUUGUGUUCUUCUGUUGAAUAUUAUCAAACCACUUGCAUUCAAAUUGAAUAUAUUCCCUUUACCUACAACAUACAUUAUCUUCAGUUUACAUAUCGCCUGUGUUGACACUGAUCCAGAUUCAAUCAUUUCACCUGAAAUAUACUGUAGCCUUGAAAAACCUUGUAAAGAACCUGUCACAUUUGAAUUAUCCAAUAUGCGAUUUUAUAUUGUUGCUUCAAAAUUUCAUUCAUAUAAAUCUUUAAUACUACAUAAUUCUUCAUCGGAUCAUCAACGUUAUUUAUCAAAAUCAGGUAGUUCACCACCUACAAAGGAAGGUGGAAGCCAACAGGUUACAGGAACUGUUGAUAUAUUGUUUGAUAAUACUGAGGAAAAACGUAUAGAAUCAUUGAACGGUGAUCUUAUAGAUAAUAAACUCACUAAAGCUUAUAUCAAUCAUUUAACACCAUUCUCUAUACCUUGGCGUUUUAAAUCAUUAGAGUAUAAUAAUUUUUUAAAAGCUUGUAAAGAAUUUCAUUAUAGACCAGUUGGACGUUUUGAAUGUACAAUGAAUCGUAUUGAUGCUAUAAAAAUUGAUCAAGAAAUUAGAGUAGAUUGUCAUAUUGAACAACAAAUAUAACUGAUAAUUAUUGACUUUAAUACUCAUCUAUAUACAUACAUAACUAAUCAACUAAUAAUCCUUUUAAUGAUGAUGUAAUAUGAAUAAUCAUUCUAUAGUAAAUUAUUAUUACACUUAAAUAUUCCUGUUUGUUUCAUCAACAAACUGUACUAUAUAUAUAUAUAUAUAUAUAUAUAUAUAUAUAUAUAUAUAUAUAUAUAUAUAUAUAUCUGUGAUAUUGGACUCAUCAUUUCAAUUUGUUGUGUGUGUUGUUGUUUUUUUUGUUUGCCUUGCCCAAACACUAGUUUUAUCUAUAUGGAUAAAUAAAGAUUACAUCAUUUCUUAUAGUGUUUAAGAAAUUGAAAAAUUUGGCAAUUUAUACUGUGCAAUUCAUAUAAGAUAUAUAUUCUAAUAUCUCUUUAGAAUAAUGUUCAAUAUAACCACCUAAGGAGAACUGGGCUAAUGGGGGACUAACUUAAAAUAAAUAUCAUGACUGUAAAACACUUAAUAACAUAUCAUACUAUAUUUGGAUUUUUACAUUUCUUGUUUGUUUUUAACUUUUCAUUAUAUAAUAUAAUAUAUUUAAAACUAUGAAUAAAUUAUACACUACAGUGA